AUGGCACAUGUGCUCAUUUCACAGCUGUCCUGUGGAGACUUAAACACAAGGAUCCUUGCAAGAGUUUCUAGGUUAUGGGAUUUCUGCGAUCUCAACGGCAGUGGCAAUAUUUUCCACACUGAUCUUGUGCUGCUCGAUCAGAUGGGAAACAGCAUUCACGCUCAGAUUUAUCCACCUGCAAUUGACAGCCUGAGGCCUUUGCUUAAGGAACAAAAGGUUUACUAUAUUGACUCCUUUACUGUGAGGUAUGCGAAUAGGACAUACAGGCCAGUCGACAAUAGCCUAAUGAUUGUGUUCAGUAAAUGGACAACAUUUGAAGAAUACAUUGAGCCCGCUGCUGAUUUCCCUGGCAUAACUUUUUCAUUGACACCAUUCAGUGAUAUCCCCAAUUUAGUGGACAAGACCAUCUUCUAUGUUGAUGUCAUGGGUGUCAUCACUGAGGUUGGUUCGCCAACCGUUGUGCGGCCGAAGUCAAGGAAUGCUGAUAGCUUAAAAAGAACAAUACAGAUAUGUGAUGCAAGCAAUUCAACAAUGCCUGUUACACUCUGGGGAGAAAGGGCUGAUGCUUUUGACGCUAAUAGUGUAUACAAUGCUGGCCAAACUCAGGCCCAAGUUAUUGUCUUUGUUGGGACACUUGUCAAAGAUUACACAGGAUUAGGUCUUACAGUGACUGGUAGUUCGCCGUGCAAAUGGUAUCUAAACCUUGAUAUUCCUGAAGUGCUAGAACUCAAAGAGAGCUUCAGUGCAAACUUUCGUCCAGUCAGCUGGGUUGAUAACCCAGCAACAGGUUACAACCAGGACACUGCAGAGGAAAAAACUAUUCAAGAAAUACUUGCCCUCAAUCCUCACAAGAACAGGAGUACACGUUUCAUUGUCAAUGUCACUGUUAGGAGGAUAUGCAGCGAAAAUUCCUGGUGGUACAAUUCAUGCCGAUUAUGCUAUAGAACUUCUAAGCCAUACGGUUCUAGCUACAAAUGCUCAAGCUGUUCUAACAUAGGAAUACCAGAUCCAAGAUAUAAAGUAGUGCUCAUCGCCGGUGAUGCCAGCUCCAAUGCUACAUUUAUCCUUUUUGGAAGAGUUGCACACCGCCUCAUAAAAAAAUCAGUGGAAUCUCUGAUUGAGGACAAUCCACCAGAUAGUGAUUACAUUCCAGCUGAGAUCGCAGCGCUUGUUGAUAGCACAUUUACAUGGAAUGUCAGCUUUACACGUGAUACUGUCAAAAGAAGCCAAGAAUCUCUCCAGGUUAACAGCAUUGUUUCCUCUGGCCCUUCAAAUGAGCCACUGCUGCUUAUGCCACCGGGUUCUUCCCAGGAACCAUCAGCUAUUGCAUCCGCAAGCUCCAGCAGUUCUGUCCAAACAGGGCCCCAGCAAAGCCAAACAAGCUCUGAAUCACAACAGCUCGUCCAGCAAGGGCACAGCACUUCAACCCCAACAAAGUCACCUAUUGGUACUCCCACACAGAGCACACCAACCAGCAAACCAAGUUCUUCAACACCAGGGAAAAAAAACAUCGUUGUUUCAAUGUGCCACAUGCAGCCUCUUAGCACCAAUGUUGACACUGCUAUUAAGGAUGAGGUCAAACAUCCAGAGCAUGCUCCUGAAACAACUGUUGUCACUAAUUCUCCUGAGUCCAAGGCAAAACAAACAGCUAAACAUGCAGAGGACAUUCCGCAAACAGCCGCAACAUCAGCUACUACAGCCACAGCCAAGAAAAGGGAAAAACCUGCGCUCCUACAUCCAAGUGCUAAGAAGCUCUUCAAGGAUGUUCCUUAG
Molecule: messenger RNA, 1773 nt
Organism: Oryza sativa Japonica Group (Japanese rice)
Lineage: Eukaryota; Viridiplantae; Streptophyta; Magnoliopsida; Poales; Poaceae
Source: RefSeq, a predicted model, not a curated record